Messenger RNA from Fraxinus pennsylvanica, 2418 nucleotides. Lineage: Eukaryota; Viridiplantae; Streptophyta; Magnoliopsida; Lamiales; Oleaceae. The record is from the annotation of a GenBank genome assembly.
AUGGAAAUAUCGUUGCUGAAGUCACUUCUCGACAACUUCACUAGUUUUUUUCAGUUGGCGUCUUGUGAAGGCAUAAAAUAUGAACCGGCUGAGAAAUAUCAUCAAAAGAUUGAAGAAAGAUUAAAGUUGCUAAAGCCGAUACUUGAUGCCUUUGUUGAUACUGAAAUUGCUUCAGAUGAAAUGCUUCAUAAAGCAUUAGCCGGACUCUACCAAUCUGUUGGCGAGUUGAGAGAGAUAUUUGAAAAAUGGCAACCUCUGAUGAGUAAAGUUUAUUUUGUUUUACAAGUUGAAUCUCUAAUGACAAAGAUCGAAACUUACUGUUUGGAAAUUCCUGAGUUGCUGAAAUCUUCUGAUCAAUUCUUAGCUGCUGAACUGAGUGCUGCAUCUCUCAAGCACCGUGUAGAGAAAAUUAAGCAUAUGGGACAUGAAGGAUCAUCAUCGAUAAUCAUGAAAGCAAUUAAGGAUCACAUGGAUGGCGCUGGAGCCAGCUCAGAGAGCCUGGCAGUACUUGCUGAUAUCUUGAGCUUAAAGUCAAAUCAGGAAGUUCUGAUAGAGGCUGUGGCCCUUGAGAAAUUGAAAGAAACUGCUGAACAUGCUGGAAAACGUGGUGAAAUUGAACAUAUUGAUCAUAUGAUUGCUCUGAUUACCCAGAUGCACGAACACCUCGUUAUGGUGAAACUUUCCCAGACCUGUAACCCAGUACCAAUACCUGCCUAUUUCAUUUGCCCUCUCUCACUUGAACUCAUGGUCGACCCUGUAAUUAUUGCAUCUGGACAAACUUAUGAGCGGGCUUUUAUUCAGAAGUGGAUUGAUCUUGGGUUUACUGUUUGCCCAAAGACACGGCAAGCCCUAUCUCACACCAGUCUUACUCCUAAUAAUAUUGUGAAGGGAGUGAUUGCAAAUUGGCAUGAGUCAAACAAUAUAAAGCUGCCAGGUCCCAAAAAUUAUAGUGUGGCCAGGAGGGCCAAUCAUUCUACCGCACCUGAUCCAACCGUGUCUUUGAGUUCUCCAUUGAAGAGUUCAAUCUCAUCUAAUGGAUUCCUGCGAGAAGUUUCAUCUGCAUCUCAUCCUCGUUCAUUGUCAGAUAAUUCUUUAUUGGGAGCUGCCGUAAAUGAGAACGAUGCUUUGGACAUUGGAAGAAUAUCCAUGGGAUGUUGUGAGGACAUAACAGAUCACUCAGGAGAGAGGAGUUUGAACACAGGAGAUAAACUCUCAAGGUCACCAUCUAGAGAGAGCAACGGUCAUGGUGAGGAACUGUCGUUUUGUGGCAUGAUCAGUUUAUCCGCCUGCAGCCUAUCUAAUUUUAAUUCAUCGCACGGAACACCUGGCGAUGGCAAUGACGUGGCAUUACAGGAUUCAGCCUACUGUAGUGAUGCUUCUGGAGAGCUUAUUUCAGAGCCCCAACCUGCUGCUAACUUGGAAGCCCCACCAAGUGAGCCCGACUUAUCAUCUCGGCUCGAGACAGGAUCUCAUUGCCAAACAAUUGUGGCCGAGGCGUUAAAGAAAUUUAUUCCAAGUGUAGUUUCUUCUCCUGCAGUUGAAUUGAGGACUGAUUUUCUGGAAGUUGAAGCUCAAGUUAUGAAGCUGGUUGAAGACUUGAAGAAUACUUCCCUUGAUGCACAGAAAAAUGCUACAGCUGAACUUCGGUUACUUGCUAAGCAUGAUACAGAUAAUCGGAUUUUAAUUGCUAAUUCUGGAGCUAUCAGCUUGUUGGUAAAUCUACUGCGUUCCACAGACUCACUUGUACAGGAAAACGCCGUUACUGCUCUCCUCAACCUAUCACUUAAUGUUAAAAACAAGGCUGCAAUUGCAAAUGCUGAUGCAAUUGAACCCCUGAUUCAUGUUCUUGAGACAGGGAGCGUAGAAGCUAAGCAGAACUCUGCAGCAACCCUUUUUAGUCUCUCGGAGAUUGAAGAAAAUAAAAUCAAGAUUGGCAGGUCUAGGGCAAUUAAACCCCUAGUUGAUUUACUUGGAAAUGGAACUCCAGGGGGAAGGAAAGAUGCUCUGAAAGCUCUUUUGAACUUGUCAAAAUAUCACCAGAACCAAAUCCGAAUUGUGCAGGCAGGUGCAGUUAAGUAUCUUAUAGAGUUGAUUGAUCCUGCAGUAGGGAUGGUUGAUAAGGCAGUCGCCCUUUUGUCUAAUCUUGCAAAUACUUACGAGGGGAGAAUGAGAAUUGGCCAGGACGGGGGAAUUCCUGUCAUAGUCGAAGUUGUUGAGCUGGGAUCUGCUAGAGCUAAGGAGAAUGCAGCUGCUUCUCUCCUGCAGUUAUGCACUAAGAGUGGUAGAUAUUGCAAAGAGGCUCUCUUGGAAGGAGCUAUUCCCCCACUCGUGGCGUUGUCGCUGUCCGGGACGAUAAGAGCCAAAGAAAAGGCUCAGGCACUUCUUAACUACUUUAGAACCCAGCGACGCAGCCUUUAG